AUGUCGGCUGCUGUUGGAAAAGACGGUCUGACCGUGACGGUGCUGGGCUGCGGCAAUCUGGCCACCGCCAUAGUCAACGGCGUCCUAUCGUCCCUUGCCGACCUGAAGGCCGGAAAGUCUGAAGGCACGACACUCCCCGAGCGUAUCCCGUCGCGCUUCAUCGCCUGUGUUCGCAGCGCUAAGUCAGCCGAGCGAGUCGAGACGACGCUCAAGGACCACUCCUCGUCGGUCGAGGUUGUGCGCAACGACAAUGUGAACGCUGCUAAGCGUGCCGACGUGGUCCUCCUGGCGUGCAAGCCGUACAUGGUGGGCGGGGUGCUCGGCGAGAAGGGCAUGGCCGAUGCGCUGCGGGGCACUAUCCUGGUCAGCGUGUGCGCAGGCGUGACGGUCGAGGAUUUGGAGGUUGCGCUGCACGGGUCCGUCCCGACGGUGACGCCCGAGGAGGAUGGGAGGUGCCGCAUCAUCCGUGCCAUGUGUAACACUGCUGCCAUGGUCCGCCAGUCCAUGACCAUCAUCGCCACCCCCUCCCCGCCCAUGUCCCCAUACGAGGACACCCUCCUCACCUGGAUCUUCAAACAGAUCGGCGACGUUGUCGAGCUCCCCCCCACCAAUAUGGAUGCCGUCACUUCCCUGGCCGGCUCCGGCCCCGCCUUCUUCGCCCUGGUCCUCGAGGGUGCCAUUGACGGCGGCGUCGCCAUGGGUCUCCCCCGCGCCGAGGCUAUCCGCCUGGCCACCCAGACCAUGAGGGGCGCCACCGCCCUCGUCCAGAGCGGCGAGCACCCGGCUAUCCUGCGCGAAAAGGUCUCUAGCCCUGGUGGAUGCACCAUUGGCGGAACACUCGUCCUUGAAGAGGGUGCCGUUCGUGGCACAAUGGCUAGGGCUGUUCGUGAGGCUACUGUCAUUGCUAGCCAGCUUGGCCAGGGCGUCAAGAACGUCAAUGGCACCAGGUUCUAA
This is a messenger RNA of Geosmithia morbida, 954 nucleotides long. Its product is annotated as pyrroline-5-carboxylate reductase. The record is from RefSeq and is a predicted model, not a curated record. Lineage: Eukaryota; Fungi; Ascomycota; Sordariomycetes; Hypocreales; Bionectriaceae. Gene Ontology annotation, molecular function: pyrroline-5-carboxylate reductase activity. The transcript is spliced from 2 exons. Gene Ontology annotation, biological process: L-proline biosynthetic process. The coding region runs from base 1 to 954 and encodes 317 amino acids.